Molecule: messenger RNA, 639 nt
Organism: Triticum turgidum subsp. durum (durum wheat)
Lineage: Eukaryota; Viridiplantae; Streptophyta; Magnoliopsida; Poales; Poaceae
Source: the annotation of a GenBank genome assembly
AUGUUCCCGUGCCGGCCGCUGGUGUCCCCGCCGCUGCCGCGGGCCCUCGCCGCCGCGGCGCCCGUCUCCGUGCGGCGGCGGCUGCCGUGGUCGCCGUCGACGUCGACGUCGCUGCGCGUGGUGCGGUGCAUGGCCAAGGAGCGGCGGGUGCGGAUGGUGGCGAAGCAGAUCCAGCGGGAGCUGGCGGACAUGCUGACCCGCGACCCCGUGAUGCAGCGCGCCGUCCUCCCCGAGGCCGCCCUCGGCGCCGACCGCUACCUCUCCUCCCUCACCACCAUCGCCGACGUCGAGCUCUCCAACGACCUGCAGGUGUGCAAGGUGUAUGUGUCCGUGUUCGGGGACGAGAGGGGGAAGAAGGUGGCCAUGGCCGGGCUCAAAGACAAGACCAAGUACGUCAGGAGCCAGAUUGGCAAGCGGAUGAAGCUGCGCCUCACGCCCGAGAUACGGUUCAUCGAAGACGAGUCCAUGGAGCGCGGAAGCAGGAUUCUUACGAUACUGGACAAACUAAAGGAGGAAAGGGAGCAGAGAGAAGGAAAUGCUGAAGACGAAGAUGGGGAAGUUUCAGAUAUAGCAGAAGAAGAAGAUGGUGACUGGGAGGGAGAUGAACCAGAUGAGGAGGACAUAAUUUAUGUAAAAUAG